Messenger RNA from Globicephala melas (long-finned pilot whale), 1850 nucleotides. It is a transcript of the gene MRPL36, whose product is annotated as mitochondrial ribosomal protein L36. Lineage: Eukaryota; Metazoa; Chordata; Mammalia; Artiodactyla; Delphinidae. Gene Ontology annotation, biological process: translation. Gene Ontology annotation, molecular function: structural constituent of ribosome. The record is from RefSeq and is a predicted model, not a curated record. Gene Ontology annotation, cellular component: ribosome; mitochondrial large ribosomal subunit.
GGGGGGACGCUCCGCGCAACCUUAGCACUUAGUGAUGCUCCACUUACCAGGGGCAGGGCAGGGGAGGAUGGAAACGGAAGAUGCAGUGCUUACCUUCGAUGGUAACGGAUAAUCAUGGGGAGUUACAUGUUGAAUGUUGUGAAUGUUGGAGAUGAGUCCUUGCUUAGAGGAAACUGGAAGUACAUCAUGUUGGACAGAGCGCAUUUCUUUGUGGUUCUGGGGUUUCUGCAGCAGAGCCCAAUGAAACUGCCAGUAAAGCGCAGCCGAUGGCAUCCCUCAUGCAGAUCCAGCCGCGACAUGGCCACCGCUCUCCUAAGGAAAGUGGUUUCCGCCGUGGGCCCCCUGCUGCACCUGGGUGGCCUCCCGCUCUCCUCUCUCGCGCCGUGCCACCCGCGCGCCUGCCGUCAGGUCGGUGCGGCCCCCAGCCCGGCGGCCGCGCUCCUCUCCGCGCGCCUGGUACUCGGCCUGCAGCAGCCAGCCCUGGGCUUCAAGACCAAGGGCGUCCUCAAGAAGCGGUGCAAGGGCUGCUACCUGGUCAAGAGGCGCGGGCGUUGGUUCGUCUACUGCAAGACCAACCCGAAGCACAAGCAGAGACAAAUGUAGCCCUCGGACUGGGAAAUCCCUGCCCGGGAGACGGUGCUGCCUCGUCGAAAGGAAAAUAACAAGUAAACAUUGUGUAGCCUCCGUUCUGCUGACCUUCGGGUGUUGUGGCCUCUGCGGCCUGCGUCUCACCUCCUUGUGGCUCAGGAUCCAGCCAAGCCUGAGGCCCACCUGGGAACGUGUCCUUCUUAGCGCCUGCGCAACCUGUGUUUGCGCUCGGGCAGAGGACCGAACAUCGGAGGGAGGGAAAGCUGGCUUUAUCCCACGUCAGAAUGCAGGUCCUUUAGAAGACCACCCUGUGCGUUGGCUCUCUCUCGGCCCUGUCUCUGCGUUCAGCCACACUGCUGCUUCCCUGUGGAUUCAGACACGUGUUCUCAACAUUCCCAUCUCCAGGAUAAGCAGGGAAGGCCGUGAUAGCAGUCUUUAAGUCAAGGGAAAUUUAACUUCUUUAUACAUAUAUAAAGGUAUUUUGGGCAUUGAUUAAAUAUGUUUGUCAUCCUUAGUCUGAGACUUGAGAAGUGUGUGCGCGCACGUGUGUCCAUGGGUGCAUGGGUGCAGUGUGCAUGCAUGUGUGAACUGUGUGCAGUGUAUGCAUGGGUGCAGUGUGUGUGUGUGUGUGUGUGUGCACACGUGUGUGCAGUGGGUAUGAGCUGCUGCUGUGGACUCUGCAGACUGACCUGGAGCCAGUGGUGCGCAGUGUCCUGGUGUCGCCUGUCACGGGGUCACAGCCUGAUGAGUUUUUGAAUCAUCCUUCUCUCCUGGGCUUAUCAGCCUCUGUUUGAUCUAAGAUAAGAGCAUGACCAAACCCCUUGCAGCUCAUCUACUUCCCGAUACCUGGAUGGACCAGCAUUUAGAGCCCUGAGAUUGCAGCACAACAAAAAAGUCGGUUUAGGUCAGAAGGCAGCAAAUUACAAUCCACAGGCCAGAUCCAGCCUGCAACCCAUUUUUGUAAAUAAAGCUUUAUUGGAAAACAGCCAUGCCAUUCAUUUAUGUUUUGUUAAACCUACAGCAGCCAAAGUAGUAGCUGAGUAGUUAUAUCAGAGACCUUAUGACCUGGAAAACCUAACAUAUUUACUACUGGGGCUGUAUUUUCAGGAAAAGAGUACCAAUCCCCUGUUCAGAUCAUUAAAUAAGUUUCGUAUCCUAGGAUUUGACUUCACUAUGACACAACCUACCAGAAACAUUUCAUGUUUUCUGUAUUAUCCAUAUAGUGAGAGAGAUCUUUGUACAUACUGGCCAGGAACGAAUAG